AUAUAACAAUAUUCUUGCUAAAUAUACUGAGCCAAAGUUAGCUUUAAAACUGUGAACAGCGUCGUUUAGGAUAAACGCUUUGUCUACAUUUCACUCAGCGUAGCACAAUCAACAGAGUGAAAGAAAUUGACACUCUCGUCCAAUCAGGCAGAGUGUUGCAUAAAUCUUCCAUUUUGAUAAAUUAUCUAUAAUGCGUUAUCAAGUAGUUUGAUUAGCAAACUGAAGUCACGUGGCACAGGUAACGAAAACGAAUUUAGACGGCGUCGCCGAAAAAAGUGGAGAUGAAACUUGAUAUCUCCUGGCGAAAUAUCAAUAAAGCGUACAUUUAGCAUGUCUUGACUUGUUAAGUUUGCCAUAUAUGAUAAAGUGUGUUUAAGGUUUCUUAAAUGUGCUUUAAUGGGCUGUAAAUAACCUAGGAUUUUAUUUUGAUACCAGGGUGACUGGAAUACAGUAAAGAUGUUUAGACGACAAACCAAUGAUGGCGAAGACUCUCCAGAACAUGAGGAGUUGUCGAUUUUUGAGAGAAUGGAGAGAGAUAUGGCAGAGAAAAACAAGAAUGGCGAAAAAAAGAAUACGGUGCUUAAACUGAUAGUGUUUAUCAUGGUGUUCCAGUCAACAACAGAACUUUACGCGUUCAUGCAUUACAUAAUCCCCUACGUGUUCCAAGAUUACAGUCCAUGGACCAGGUACUAUAUGAACGUGCUAAUAUGGUUCAUAGUGAUCAAUAUGUUGGCCAACUGGUUUUGUGUAAUGCUGUAUAAUGCAGCAUAUCCAAAGACGAAAGACAACCCCUUUCUACAGGUUGAACAACAGGACGGAAAUCUGCCUGAUCAAUUUGCUGCACGUAUUCAACAAGCGUCCAGUCAAAACGGAAUGAAUGGGCAUUGUGUGUAUGAUAUGACAGAAAAAGAGGCCCUUCCAUGGAAUUUUUGUGAAAAAUGUUCAAUGCACGUGCCAUUUCGUGCACAUCAUUGUGACAUGUGUAAAGCAUGUAUUCUCAAAAGAGAUCACCACUGCUAUAUGAUAGGAAACUGUAUAGGUUUCAACAAUCAAAGAUACUGGAUUGUUUUAACAUUUUACGUGGCUGUGAAUGGUUUUCUUUGUGGUUAUUUCGUAUUUAAAUACGUCAGAAACAUUGUGUGGCCAGAGCUGAUAACAUGGACAGACUUGGUGUUCCCCUUAACAAUAUGGCGUUGUCUGUUUGGUAGCAUCCCUACCUUACAUUGCAUUUUGAUAUUACAACUGUAUAUAGAUUUCAUUUUUGGAAUACUUGCAUUUCUGUACUUCAAUGCUCAAAUGGUGAUAUCUGCAGAGGGCAAGACUUUGUUUGAAGUGAUGAAAAAAGUGCCAGUACGCAACAAAAAUAGCAUGAACCAAAACAUGAAAUCUGUUUUCGGGGAUUGUUGGGGUUUCAACUUCGUCUUUCCAAUGACUCUCAUUUUCCGCCAACGGGAUGACGGUAUUCACUGGGAUGGCAUUAAAAUAGAUCACAAUGCGAAUGAAACUAGCAGAAAGCCUUAUUAGUAACUUACAUACACUGACCACCGUAACAAAAUGUUAUUGAUUGUAAUUGAACAGUGUAUUCCCAGCAUUUGUUUUAGUCGUAAUGGACGGCAGUCUUCUGCUAUAGACAAAAACUAUACCUGACUUUAAUAAUCUUCAAAUUUUAUCUCACUGUCAGAUUACGCUAUACCGAUUUAAGUGAAUAUGUAUCAAGAAUUGGGAACUUGACAUUGAAUAUUUUCAAGCAAAAUACAACGCACAUACAGUUCCAAAAUAUUUUCGUAAACAGGUGACAGAAACAUUUCAGUAUAUCAUACAUAGUGGUGCUUAUAUUGUAGCAACCUGAAUAAGGUAAAAAUGUGGUCACCAAUCAUUUGUUCUUUACCUUUUGAUAAUAUCGUACUCUGUUCAGAAAACACGAAAGAUAUACGGAAGAGAAAGCACUAGUCUGGUUAGAGAAAACACAUUCAUGUUUUUGCAUAUUCUAAAAUACAUCAAACACACAUGCAAGUUUCAUAGUCUACAACCCAGCCCCUGUCUCAAUCCAUCGCCAUCUCUUUCACGUAUUUCUGUUUAAAUUUAAGUUAGUAGUUAUUUCACUUAAAGCAAUACUAUUCUGCACAAUAUUUUUGGUAAUUUAUAAAGAUAUCUUUCAAAACUUUUAUGGCAAUAAGUUUGUAUCACCAGUCACUUGCAGAGUAUUCACUUUUUAUGGAUUUUUAGAAGAAACUCGUUUUCGCCUAAAAUGUGUGGGUUAGUAGAUAUGCUUUGCAGUACUUAGUGUUUGUAAAUUAAUGUUUUACAUGUUUAUUUUAUUGUGAUAGUCUUAGAUAUGUAAGGCUAUUCCCUGUAAAUCAAAUACAAACGGGUUGGGUCAUUAAAGUAUUUAUAAUUUACCCGACUGCAAAUGAAAAUUAUACUAAGUGGAUGAAAAUU
Messenger RNA from Mercenaria mercenaria, 2439 nucleotides. RefSeq lists its product as uncharacterized. Gene Ontology annotation, molecular function: protein-cysteine S-palmitoyltransferase activity. Gene Ontology annotation, cellular component: Golgi apparatus; endoplasmic reticulum. Bases 457 to 1524 code for a protein of 355 amino acids. The transcript is spliced from 3 exons. Gene Ontology annotation, biological process: protein targeting to membrane; peptidyl-L-cysteine S-palmitoylation. The record is from RefSeq and is a predicted model, not a curated record. Lineage: Eukaryota; Metazoa; Mollusca; Bivalvia; Venerida; Veneridae.